UUCAUCAGACACAAACGUAUCUCACGCAUCGCAUGACUAAUAGUAUUAGAGUAUCAAACAUGUCCUUGUUUCUUUGACUACCGAGCGGCUUGCUGCACAACCCAUCAGCUGCACAGGCCUUCCCUCAUCAUGAUCCGCAUGUUAUCGCGUCGCAAUUCCCGGAGUCUGAAGCUACUGGUACUGAGUUGUACCCUCUUCCUCAUACUGCUGUUGGUUACCCUGCAGCAGGGAGGAGAGGGCCUCAUUUCCCCGGUCCCUUGGUCCUUGAGGCUUCCCAGCACAGCCCAGGGGUGGGUGAAGGUCUUCGUCAGGUCUGCGGCCGACAACCUCACUUUCCAAAUCGUUGCUCCUCAGCUCCCAUCUUUCCGGCUGCCGCUCACGACAGUGGACCCUCUCUGUCCAUCAGGGUUUUACAGCAGGGCUGAGCUUGGGCCCCGCCUUCCGAGGCCUCCAGAGGACCCCAUGAGCCCUGGAGCCUAUGGCAGGGCCUUUGUUUCCGGGCACCUCAGCCCUGAAGAGCUGGAGGAAAAGAAAGAGGGUCUGAGGAAGACCUGCUUCAAUCAGUUUGCCAGUGACCGCAUCUCUCUGCACCGGAGUCUGGGCAACGACACACGCCCACCUGAGUGUGUUGAUCGUCUGUUCCGCCGCUGUCCACCCCUGCCAUCCACUAGUGUCAUCAUCGUGUUCCACAACGAGGCGUGGUCCACUCUCCUUCGCACCGUUUACAGCGUGCUGCACACGGCACCUGCUGUCAUGCUCAAAGAGAUCAUCUUAGUGGAUGACGCCAGCACUCAGGAUCAUUUAAAAGCGCCUUUGGAACGCCAUGUCCAGGCCUUGAAGAUGGUACGCGUGCUUCGGCAGCGGGAAAGGAAAGGGCUGGUACCUGCCAGGCUGCUGGGUGCACAAGAAGCUCGCGGAGAGGUUCUCACUUUCCUGGACUCGCACUGUGAGUGCUUCCACGGCUGGCUGGAGCCUCUCCUGGCACGCAUUGUGCAGGAGCCCACAGCUGUGGUCAGCCCCGAGAUUGCCAUCAUAGACCAGGACACCCUGAAGUUCAACAAGCCAGUGCCCACCAGGCAUGCAUUGAACCGCGGCAACUUCGACUGGGGCCUGUCCUUUGGUUGGGAGACCAUACCCAGCCAGGAGAGAAGGGCGCGCAAAGACGAGACCUACCCAGUGAGGACUCCAGUGUUUGCUGGGGGUCUAUUCUCCAUUUCUAAAGCUUUCUUUGAACACAUCGGAACCUACGAUGACGAGAUGGAGAUCUGGGGAGGAGAGAACGUUGAGAUGUCCUUCAGAGUGUGGCUCUGCGGAGGCCGGCUGGAGAUAAUUCCGUGUUCAGUGGUGGGCCACAUCUUUCGCUCCAGCAGCCCCCACUCCUUCCCCAAGGGCACGGACGUGAUCACACGCAAUCAGGUGCGUCUGGCUGAGGUCUGGAUGGACGAGUACAAACAAAUAUUCUAUCGCGUAAGCAAGAAGGCUGCAGCAAUAGCUCAAAAGAAUGCUUACGGUGACAUUUCAGAACGGCUCAGACUCAAGGAGAGAUUGAACUGUAAAAAUUUCACCUGGUAUCUGAACCAUGUGUACCCAGAGGCUUUUAUCCCUGACCUGAACCCAGUUCUCUUUGGAGCGAUCAAGAACAUGGGGUCAGAGACGUGUCUUGACCUUGGUCAGAAUAAUCCAGGAGGGAAGCCUGUUAUAAUGUACACGUGUCACAACUUGGGUGGCAACCAGUAUUUUGAGUUCACAUCGCGGCAGGAACUACGCCACAGUCUUGGACGGCAGCUGUGUCUGCACGCCACCCUGCAUCCGGCGCCUGUCAGGGUGGACCUCUGCCACUAUACGGGCCGAGGGACAGUGGUGGCUCCCCAGCAAGAAUGGGUCCUUACCCUCUUACUCCCACAGAUGUACCUCCUGAAGAAUGCCAUUCUGGAGAAAUGCUUAAGCUUGGAGGGAGGCCGAGUGAUCAUGAAACAAUGUGACCCUGCAAAUGUCUACCAGCACUGGACAUUCACCUGAUCGCAUGCUGGUCAAUGACGUCCGAUGAAAUGAAAUGAGUGUCAAACCAACUCAAGGCCAUUUCCCACAUCAGUCAGAAUGUAUGAUUCUGGAAAAAUAAAUGUGUCUGUGUAACAUUUCAAAUAAAUUGAAGACCUUUUUCAAUUAAAA
Messenger RNA from Clupea harengus (Atlantic herring), 2169 nucleotides. Its product is annotated as polypeptide N-acetylgalactosaminyltransferase 6-like. Gene Ontology annotation, molecular function: polypeptide N-acetylgalactosaminyltransferase activity. Gene Ontology annotation, cellular component: Golgi apparatus. Gene Ontology annotation, biological process: protein O-linked glycosylation. The record is from RefSeq and is a predicted model, not a curated record. NCBI's taxonomy places the organism in Eukaryota, Metazoa, Chordata, Actinopteri, Clupeiformes, Clupeidae.